Messenger RNA from Apus apus (common swift), 2778 nucleotides. RefSeq names its product ribonuclease H2 subunit B (gene RNASEH2B). NCBI's taxonomy places the organism in Eukaryota, Metazoa, Chordata, Aves, Apodiformes, Apodidae. The coding region runs from base 180 to 947 and encodes 255 amino acids. The record is from RefSeq and is a predicted model, not a curated record. Gene Ontology annotation, biological process: ribonucleotide metabolic process; RNA catabolic process. The transcript is spliced from 10 exons. Gene Ontology annotation, cellular component: nucleoplasm; ribonuclease H2 complex.
CGGGGGUCCGCCCUCCCGCCGCCGCGCGCCGGGUGCGGGGCGCGGGGGGAACGUCCCGCGCGGCGCCUCUUCCCGCCUCUCCCCCCGCCCCGCCCCGCGCCGGCCGCCAUCUUGCGGCGGUGGCGGUGAACGGCGGCGGCGCUGCGGGGCUGCGGGGCGGCGGCCGGGGCCGGCGGAGCAUGCAGAGCGCGGAGCAGCGUCCCGCGGACGCGCACCCUGGCCAGUGGGUGCUGAUUGCGCCAGCGGCUGCUACUGAGUCCCCUAAGACACCUGACAGCGAACCUUUGUUUACAAAACUGCGCAAUCCAAGUACAGGGGAAGCAACCCUUUACUUAUUCAGUAGUGGUGCACAGCAGCUGUUUGAAGUAAAAGCUUUUCAUGAGGAGUAUCGUUCCUGGUUUAUCGGUGACACUGUUCAACAAGAUGGGCGCCUGCUGUUUGUUACACCAAUGGACCCCUUAUUUCUGAUACUUUACUACCUCAUAAAGGCAAACAAGGAGCAACACGGAAAGUUCCAGCCACUCAGUCAAGUUGUGCUAGACUCAGACUACCCUAGCUGCUCAUUGCUGCUGAAGUGUGCAGAUGUUAAACAGUACAUACAUCAUGUAACAGAAGAAAAAGAGAUUGGCAGUCAGAAAUUCCAUAAAUACAGCCAAGAGAAGACACUGAAGUGGUUAAAAAAAAAGGUCAAUCAAACAGUGAAAGCACUUCAAAGCAACAAUAUAUCUGUAGGUGAAAGGUUAUAUGCAGCUACAUUUAUCAGCUGUAAACAGAACACAGAUAGUGAAGAAGACUAUGUACGGUAUGCCCAUGGGUUAAUAUCAGAAUAUAUUCCAGAGGAUCUGAGUAAGGAGUUGUUAAAACACUUAGGGCUCCCAGAACUUAAAAGUCCAGCAUCAGAGCCACCAUUGAAGGUGCCUGUGCAAAGACGUGCAAGAAGAAAUUAAAGGAGCAUAAGGAGACUCACUAAUACUACUUUAACUUGCCAUAAUCUCAAAGCAGUUUUUAAAGCCUUUUUUUACUCACUUUCUGCAAAUAAAUGCUUGAAGUUAGACAUGUCCUGUUCCAAGAAAAAGCAAAUCUCAGCAGAUUAACAUUGUUAAAUAUGCGGUGUGUUAAACAUACACUGCUUCAAAUUUUAUAGCUUAUACACUAUUGGUCUAUCGGGCCCUUCCAGGAAAGCACUUACAAGCAUGCCUAAUGUUAAGCACAUGAGCAGUGAUCUUAAAGUCAGCAGUGUUGUUCAUGUGGAUAAGUGCUUUGCUGGAUCUGCGCCUAAAGCCCUGUUAGGUGCUGAGCAUCCUGAUCCAUAUCCAGCAAAGCACUUAACGACCAUGCUUAUCUGAAGUGGAAGAGCCAGUCCUAACCAAUAUUUGUGCAUUAGUGUUCACCAUAAAAUCUCUCUUGGCACAAUGACUCACAUGCUUAAAAUUAAGCACCUGCCUAAGUAUUUUGCAAGGUCAGACCAUCAGCAUCUUUGAGCAAGUCUUAAACAAUUACUUGAUUUUGUAUAAUUUUCUUUUUUUGUACUCAUCAUUUUUUUAAGUGAGUAUGUGAUUUUGGUGGCCAUCAUUGCAAGUUUUAGAAGCUGCAUGGCAAAAUACAUUGUAUGCCAUUUUGCCCUUUCAUUUACAAAAUCUUGCUAAAUUCCACAAGAUGGCCUUUUUGACUAGAAGUCCAAUGUUAAGACUUAGAAUCAUCCAAAAUGAAAAAAAAAAAAAAGUUAACUCUAUGUUUUAGGGCAUUUACCUGUUUUGAAAUUAUUUCACUGAGUUCGAUUCAAAUGGUUUUGUCUGACCCUGACCUUUUAUCCAUAAGAUGUUUUUACCUGGCUCUGGUUGUGUGGACAGGCUGACUCUUGAAGUGCUGAAGCUUGAGGUAGGAUAUGUGUUCAGAGGGGCAGAUGGAGAAGCUGUGUUUUGAUAAUUAUUUUUUUUUCCUAAGGUAUUGAAACCUUAGAAAAGUUUAUAAAAUAACGUGUGAAUUUUGUGUCGAGAACUAAACCAAAACCUAUAUAAUCCCCCAGGUUAAAAAAAGAAAGACGUAAUUGUUUAUUUUUUUAAUCGUGUAAGAGACUUUUUCUGUGGAGUGACCUUCAACCAAAAUGUAAAUUUGAGUCUACAUAAAACAUGCAGAAAUUCAAAGCUAAUGAUAUGCUUAAGUGAUCUGUGUUAGAUGCAGAUGUUUUUAACUUAAAUACCUGUUUAUCAAACUACUGUUAAUACCAAAUUCCUUGCUACAAAGCUUUUUAAAAGUAAAAAUUGAGAGGAUUUUGAACAUAAUGAAUGGGUACUUCUGUAAUUUUUAACUAUGACCCCACUUGACAGACACAAAUGGCCAAUAUAUUCUGUAAAUCUUAAAUAAUUUUAAUAUAUUUGACAUUGCUGAAAACUAAAUUCCAAGGCAAAGAGGAAAUAGCUUAUUCAGCUUUGUAUUCAACUGAUUCUGAUCAACUCUAUUUCAGAAUAUGAAAAACCUGAACUUAGAAAUCAUUUGUUAUAGGAAAUGUAAUCCGAAUGCUUAUUUUAGAAAUUUGCACUGAAUUGUUUUUGUUACGUUUGCCUGGUUAAGUGAUAUGCACUGUCUCUUUUCAAGGGAAAAUUCUUAUUUUAAUGUAGUUUUCUAGGCAGUACUGCAAGAAUAUUAUACGGGUCCAAGAUGAAAUUUGUAUUUUUCUAGUUUAUGUUUAAAAAGCGCUUGAUAUAUGAAUAAGAUUAUAUAUUUCAGUAAAGUGUGACUCCAUUUUUUGUAAGAUUUUAUUUUUAACUCGUGCAAUAA